ACGACGACGACGAUCACGACGGCGACGUGGACGAGGACGAGGACGAAGACAGGGCCGCCACUAUUGUUGCCACUAGAACCGCAACUAUCAUCACACGUGCGGCUUCCAACGAUAACAACAACAACGACGAUUCGAGCCGCUUCUGUCUGUCACGCGUGACGUUGCACACUAAACAGCGCGACGACGUGGACACGCGCGCUACCCUUCUCCCUCACGCGCGUCUCACGCUCACGGUGCGCGUUGAAAGACGAGAGAAACGUCGGCGGCAGAGAGAGAGAGAGGGAGGGUAGGUCGACGCGGAAGGGAAACUAGGGCCGUAGGGGUGGAAAAGGGGUGGUAGGAGUGCGAGAGAGAAGGCGAACUCGACGACGACGACGACGACCACCAAGACCAAGAGGAGCGCCGGCGGUGGAAGGGGUGGACAUCCACGCGGGAACACGAGGCAGGCGCACCCGGCCGGCACGCGCACACACAUCCUAAGAUGUGAUUUCAAAAAUGGCGGAUUGCCCCUAUGCCCGCUGCAUACAGGAACGCAGACACAUCCGACGGGAGCUGCUGCGAUGGACAAAGAAUAUGGUCUUCGUAGUCGGUCUGGAACGGGUAGCGGAGGAGUUGAUGGGCCGUAGGAGAUGGAAGCAAUACCAGGACACCCUGUACAGCGGCACCCGCAGCAGCGAAUCAGCGACGGCACAGCCUCACCAUCGGCUUUAUCCGGCGUUGUCGUCGUCCUGCAACCCGAUAGCCGGGAGCCUGGAUCAGAUCGGGCCGCAUCACCAGGUACCCACGUCGUUGGCGUCGACGGCGCUGACGACGGCGACGGCCACGACGACGACGACGCUCGCUACCAGCGUGGUGAAGCAGGAGAGCCUGCAGAGGCAUCCCCUGCAGAAUCACCAUCAUCACCAGGAGGAUCCGCGUCGUCUGAGGCCGGGCGAGAUCAAGACCGAGGCCGCCGACGAGGAGCCCGUGGACGGUGUCGCGCGAGAGGACACCACGAGAACGGCGGACACGGCGACGGAAGCGGCGGCGACGACGACGACGACGACGACGACGGCGGCGACGACGACGAUGACGACGGCGGCGGCGGUGACGACGACGACGACCUCGUCCGCGACAGCAACGGCGACCGGCACGACGACGGUUACGACGAGACGGCGACGCGGACGCCGGCUGAACGACGGCGAGAACGUCGACGGCGAGGAGGACGGCGACGAGAACGACGAGGAGACGGGACGGGGCCAAAACGAGGCGGAGAAACGGCUCAAGCUCGACGGGGACGCCGACAGGUCGGCGACCAGCCCUCUCAGGACGGAAAACGAUCGUGCGAAUCACCCGAUUGCCAACGCUACCGACACGGAAGGGACCAAGGAACGAACGGAGGAGAUCGCGUUGGAGCGGGCACCGGUAACGCAGGGCUUACUGAGGGUAAAAAAGGAAGAGGAGCUACAAGAGGUGUCGGGAGCCGCUGGCGGCGGCACGACGAUACUGACGACGCCGGCGACGGAUUCGGAAGGGACCAGGUCGGGACUGUUAUGCCGCGAGGGAAACGCGACGAGCGUCGCGACGCCGUUUCUCCUUGGAAGACGCACCAGCCCGCCGCCGGAGGACUGGAAGCCGCUCGACAAGUGUUACUUUUGCCUCGACGGCAAGCUACCCCACGACGACCAGCCGCCCCUUAGUCCGCAGAGCGACAGUAGCAGCAGCUCGCGAUCGGCGGAAUCACCGAUGUCGGUCCAGGUGGAUCCGAUGGCGGCGUCCGUGGUCGCCGCCGCUCUCAGCGGCACUUACCCCACCCUGCUGCCCCAAUGGUGCUUACCGCCGAGGGAGGCGCCCCUUGUUGGGGUGCAGACCCACCAGGACAGCGCCGCGGCGGCCGAUCAACCGCUCGAUCUCUCGGCAAAACCCAGAAAUUCUCAGGACAACAACAUAUCCCUACUAGAGCAACAGAAAAUACCUCUGAGAAUGCCGACAGGCAUCGAUCCCAAGACUAUUCUCAACUCGUGUUACCGCGCGAAACCGCGAAUGACCGGACCGGUUGCGGCCGCGGCGGCGGCAGCGGCGGCAGCUGCGGCAGGCGUCGGUGGUGUUCCAGUGGUGGGUGCCGGGGGUGGCAGGAGGACUUACACCGAGGAGGAGCUGCAAGCCGCCCUUAGGGACAUCCAGAGCGGCAAGCUCGGCACGCGAAGGGCGGCGGUGAUCUACGGGAUACCGCGUAGCACGCUGCGGAACAAGGUCUACAAGCUCGCGAUGGAACGCGAAAGGGACGCGUCCCUGACUAGCACCCAUUCACACCCUCACGAGCCCGGCGCCCCAGCCACCACCACCACCACCAUCACCACCACCACCACCACCACUACUACUACUACUACUACUACUACACCAAAAACGACCCAAAACGCCUCCGCGACCACUCCGCCCCCGCAAGUGGACGAGGUGGACGAUAAAGAAUUAUCCGGCGCGGAAGAGGAGAAGGAAGUCGAGAAAGCCCUGCUGAAGCCUCUGCUCUCGUUGGAGGAUCUCGUCAGGUUCUCUGCGUUCGAAGGAACCGGUGGUGAUUCCCUCAGGAACCUGUUACAACGGGGACACGAGACAGGAACCGAAUGGCCGGGACUGGAACACGCCAACAUCGGUCCUUACAUUCAGAAGAUGUUAGCUGCCGCUGCGCCAUUAGGGCUGGACACGCGAGACUAUCGCAUACCGGAAGUGGUGAGGAAGCUGAUGAGCGAAGAUAAGAGGCUGAACAAGAAUGUGAACGGAGACCAGUCGCAGCCACAUCAUCAGCACCAUCACCACCAUCCCCUAGCUGCGCAUCAACAGGCGCAAUCGCAGCAACAGCGCGUACCCAUGACGAACGACGACUUCAAUCCCAACAUCGAGGAGGAGGCGAGCGACAGCGCUCAGGGCAGAGCGAUACUGAAGAUUCCGUCCUACAAGCCCGCCAGCACGCCGGGCUGUUCCAGCAAGAACGGCGAGCCGACCUCCGCCGCGUUCGCCCAGGGCUUCGCGACUGCCACCUCGAGUCCGGGUCUUCUGGAGCGAGCUAGCCCAGCGUUUUCCGGCACCAGCAGCCCCACGAAUUCGCUGGUGGGCAAAGCGGUGGCCGCCGUCAACUUCCGCGACGUCAUCGCCAAAAGCAUCAGCGUCAAGUUCCAGGAGGGCCAAACGCCCGGCGCGGCCGGUAUGCCGGGUUGCCAAUCGGCCGGCGUCGUUUCGUCGCAGCAGACUAUGAUGACGGACCCGAGCCCGUUCAAGAGGGGCCGUUACACGCCCCCGCAACCACCGCAACAGCAGCAACAGACGCAGUCGUCGCAGCAAGCCAAGCAACAGGCGCAAGACGCGAAAUCGAAGCCGGGUACCGGCGGCAAGGGUACCAGACCGAAACGCGGCAAGUACAGGAACUACGACAGGGAUAGCCUCGUCGAGGCGGUACGCGCGGUACAGCGCGGCGAGAUGAGCGUGCAUCGGGCUGGCAGCUUUUACGGAGUUCCGCACUCCACCCUUGAGUACAAAGUCAAGGAGCGGCAUCUCAUGAGGCCGCGAAAGAGGGACCAGAAGCAACCGGACGACAAAUCGAAGGAAACCGCGACGACGGCAGCGGCAGCGGCGGCCGCGGCGAUGCGGCCAGGCGCUGCCGGCGUCGACAAGAAACCGCAGCUGAAACCGCAGAAGCCGUUUACGCCGCCGGGCGGCAUCCCCGGUCCGAACGGACUGAAAAUGCCUCCGUUCAUGGAGGGCAUGCCUCAUCUGCCGUUCGCGCCCUUCAAUUUUUGGAACCCGGGACCCUUCAUGCCCUCGCCUUUCAUGGGUGGCGCACCGAACGUGCCGAUUCUACCGGAACAAUAUUUUGCGUCACAGAGAAUGCGCGGGCUACAGGAGCAACAACGAAACGCGAUGGUACAGCAACAGCAACAUCAGCAACGAGACGGUGUGACCGUAUCCGGAACGCCAGACGCAGCCGGAACCUCGAAUUCUCGAAGCGCGUCGAUAGCGAAGGCGCCGCGCGACAUGGUGGAAAGCAUCUAUGACGGGUCCGGGGCGAACGGCAGUUUCUUGGACAAUCUGAUCAGGUCGAGCCUCGAGACAGGCAUACCAAGGGACCAGCGGUCGAUGGCGGAAGUGAGGAACCAGCAGCAACAAUCAUCGUCGCAGGGACAACAUCCGGAGACGAUGAGCAGCAAGACGUUGAUCGAUCAGCUUUGCAGAAAUUCAAGGAGAACUCCGCUGCCGCGGAUCGCGCAAGACAGUAGCGAGGACGAGAGUUAUCGAGGACCAGCGGGCAGGAUAGUGCCGGAAAGGCCGGAACGUGUGCCUACGGUUGAUCUCAGCCCAUCGCCAUCGGAGAGGGGUCGCACGGAGGACGGCAGCGAUCGGCUCACCUCACCACCGACGCCUCUGUCGAUCUCCCGAGCGGGUAGCAGGGACGAGGAUAGCACCCGUGACUCGAGGAUCGAUCGCAGCAGCAGAGAGCGCGAAGUUCACAACGGCGGCCAGGAGGAUCGCGAUAGAAAGCAGCCUUUGAACCUGCAACAGCAACCACAGCUGAACCAUUACCCGGACUUACACAACCUCUACGCCGUAUCAACUGACAAAAAAAGUGCCUGUGAUAGUAAGCUUAUAGUAGAUCAUUCGAGCCAGAAGACUCAGCCGCAGCAACAACAAAAGGAAUACGCUGCCGUGAGCGGGCUGGUCGUGCAACUGCAGAGGGGCUACAACACCGCGAGCAGUAGAUCCGGCGAGUCGACUAACAGCCAACAGCCGGCGGCGGAGCAACGUGGCCCCGCGCUCAGCAUGGAGGACUCCGUAGAGCAGUAGACGAAAGUCAGUAUCAGUUAUCAGUAAAGUAUACAGUUAUGAGUACCGUAAACAAAAAAAAAAAGAAACAAAAGGAGACGAGGAUCCGUAUAUACAGUAAGCCCACAUUCCCGCCCAGAUCUCUCCGCCAUCUCUCACACGCACCGAACCCGUUCUUGCGCCUUCUCUCGUUGUUGCGCACCGCGAACGAGGCUUCCCUUCGCGCUCGAGCACGACGAGAAACCUGGCGAGAACAUUUUCGCGCCGAAAUCUGAACGCGUUCGUGAAACGCGCGGCGCGUUUGCGAGGAGACGAAGGGAAUCCUCGGAUACGUCGGCAACGCGAUGAUACUCCGACUAUUCCAUACACACUCUCCUGCUCUCUCCCAUAUGACCUCUUCGUUCCAAUCGAAAGAAAAGAAGAAAAGAGAAACCUCGAACGUUGCGAGGGGCAAGUCUAGCGCAAAAAGGGGAGAAGACAAAUGGCAAUGUGUGUGACGCUAGCACAACCAAUCCCCGUAAACCCAUUGCGAUUCCGCCAGUUAUAACCCGCCGUAGAACCCGCGUCCAGCUGGCCGCGGCCCGGCCGAUCUGGCAUCAGGCGCGUGUGCAGGAAAAAUAAAAACGCUUUCGACUAUAUAGGCGAAAGCAUGGAUAUUUCGGACUGGAGUAUCACAGAACGAAACAGAUAAAGGAUACACGCGCGCGAUAUAUAUAUAUAUAUAUACAUAUAUAUAUAUAUAUAUAUAUACAUAUUUAUCGUGCCGAGUACUCGCGCACGGGACACACGCUUCAGCAGAUGCACGGACCCAUUCUACAAACGCGUUUCUACAAGCCGGACAUUCCACGAAAACAUCUCUCUCAAAUGUAUCGACAACACAACACAGCACACAACAGUGACAUUACACAUGUCUACGAAACGAGUAUUCACACAUACGCGAGUAUACAAAAAAAUGGGGAACAUAACGAGAUACUUAGGCGUUGCGCGCGUACACGCGUCGUAACCGAGAUCUUGUCACUCUAUCUAAGAGCAGUGGCUCUUCCUUCGCAUCGCGAGUUCCAAUUUAAAGUCGAUCCGAAGCCUAUUUUUACCUUAAACUCCAAAGAGAAUCGGUGCGUCCGAGUCUCUUUGGUCUCACGAUCAUUGCGAAUUUGUCAUAGAAAGAAGGCGAUAUAUAUAUAUGUAUACGACGCGAUGUAUGCGCGAAACGCGAAAGCGUUAGUCGUUCGAUGAUUAUUAUUACGAUUAUUAAAUUAACCGCUACCACUACCAAUCGGUGGACGACGACGAAAGGUCAAACGAUGGAACAAAAAUGCCGACGCGACAACAUAUUUUUUCCUCUCUAUACUGAGUGUAAAAUUAUCUAAUGCAAAAGAGAAAAAAAAACUUAUUACUUAACUACUUUAACACUACUUAACUCGUAAGGAGCGACAUAAUUAUAUAAGGAAUAAUAUAUUAUAUAUACAUA
Nylanderia fulva is the source of this 6259-nucleotide messenger RNA. RefSeq names its product Ecdysone-induced protein 93F (gene Eip93F). The record is from RefSeq and is a predicted model, not a curated record. Gene Ontology annotation, biological process: regulation of transcription by RNA polymerase II. Lineage: Eukaryota; Metazoa; Arthropoda; Insecta; Hymenoptera; Formicidae. Gene Ontology annotation, cellular component: nucleus. Gene Ontology annotation, molecular function: DNA binding.